UGAACCCUACCCCCGCCGGCAUUGACACUCAGUGCCAUGGUACCAGUCUCAGCCAGCUGUGGAGGGAGGAUGGCCUGAGUAGUGGUGUAGAGACGGUCCUGGUGACCCCUCUGCCACCACUGUGUGUGUGUAAUGUGGCACUAUGGUCUUUGUUUGUUUGACAUCGCUGCCCUUUGUUCCUCCCUGAUCAUGGCAAAGACAAUGGAUAUUGUAUCUGCAGCCACAAAGAGAAGCUUUUUCUUCAGGCCCCUGAAGCCAGGGUUUCACCACUCUCUCCACCAUCUUUCACUCUCCUGGUGACGCCUGUGACCGCUGGAGAAAGAGGGCAGGACCAGAGUUAGUAGGGGCUGAGCUGUGAGGUGUUGGUACCAGCAAAGAAACUGCCACAUACAGAUGAAGUCAACGCAGGGACUUAUUUUACCGUGGCAAUAGCUUGUAGGCAGCACUGUACAUCACUGGUUGGCAUUGGGAUCUCUCUUGUUGUGGAGUACAGGAUCAGAAGCAGCAAAUGUUUCCGGUCAGGCAGCCUUGGCUUUGCAAAGCCUUAGGUUGCUAUGAUUGCUGUAUCCGGUGCAUUGGGGCAGUGCCCUACCCAUCCCUGGUGGCCACCCUGCUGUGCUAUGCUGGCAUGGCAUUAUUUUGUGGCUGUGGACAUGAAGCGUUGUCCCAGACCGAAGUCCUCGUCGAGACUUACUUCGCCCGCAAUGUUCAAGACUUUGUUGUCAUGGCCUCCUUUGUCAAAUACUUCCAGUAUGUGAUCUAUGGCCUGGCAUCAUUUUUCUUCCUCUAUGGUAUCCUGCUGCUGGCUGAGGGUUUCUACACCACAAGCGCUGUAAAGCAGACCUUUGGUGAAUUCAGGAGCACCCAAUGUGGCCGCUGCCUCAGCCUGACGUUUAUCAUAGUGACGUACAUCUUGGCUUUCAUCUGGCUGGCAGUAUUUGCCUUCACUGCUAUCCCAGUCUUCUUCUUGUUCAACAUGGAGCAGACCUGCCACAACAUCAACAUCCUGGCUGAAACAACCCCCAGCAUUAAUCAGCACAGCUGGAUUUGCAUGGACGCCAGACAGUAUGGUCUGCUUCCUUGGAAUGCAAUGCCAGGCAAAGUUUGUGGACUGACCUUGGCAUCUAUUUGCAAAACCAGUGAAUUCUACGUCACCUAUGACUUGUACAUAGCUGCAUUUGCUGGUGCCGCCAUCACUCUCUUAGCACUGUUUUUGUAUCUGGCUGCCACCACCUACAACUACGCAGUCUUGCGGUUCCUGGGCAGGAAAGGGGUCCGCUAAGUGCACCCAGUCAACCCCCAUCCUCUGGCUAGGAGAUGGACAGUCAACACUAGACUUCCAUUCAUCCUCUGAGAAACA
Etheostoma spectabile (orangethroat darter) is the source of this 1360-nucleotide messenger RNA. It is a transcript of the gene plp1b, whose product is annotated as proteolipid protein 1b. Gene Ontology annotation, cellular component: myelin sheath; plasma membrane. The record is from RefSeq and is a predicted model, not a curated record. Gene Ontology annotation, molecular function: structural constituent of myelin sheath. The coding region runs from base 509 to 1282 and encodes 257 amino acids. NCBI's taxonomy places the organism in Eukaryota, Metazoa, Chordata, Actinopteri, Perciformes, Percidae. The transcript is spliced from 7 exons. Gene Ontology annotation, biological process: central nervous system myelination; axon development.